AUGAGUAGCGAUUUAAAAAUAAAAUUCAACGAUAUGUCCUGUAAAUAUGUGAAUUUUGUUAAAAUUAAAAAUAAAUGGAGUAAUAUUGACAAUUAUUGGAGAUGUUGUGACAAUGUGUGUAUAAAUACAUUCGAACCUAUUGGUAAAUGUCUUAAUGGAAAUGGAUAUGUAAAUUUAAUUAGUGAUGAAAAUAUUAAAUAUAUUUAUUACAAGGGUGGUUUACAUAGACGUAAUGAAAGCGGUUCUGUUACUGCAGAAAACUCAUUUAAAAAACUUCAAAAUUGUUCUAAUUAUUUAUAUUAUUUUGAAGUUAAAAGUAAAUUUGAAGGAAUGUCAAAUAAAGAUGAGAAAUCUAUUUGUAUUGGUCUUAGAAAUAGUAUUUCAGAUAAAAGCAUUUACUAUUUUGCCAUGCCUGCUAAAAUUUCUAACGAAAAUUAUGAAAAAUUUAAACUUCCAGCACUUUCUUGGAAUAAUAAUGAUAUUUUUGGUUGUGGAUUAGUUUAUCCUCCAAAUAAUAAACUAAAUGAAGAAUUUCCUUAUGUUUUCUUUACUCAAAAUGGAAAACAAAUUGGUAAGGGUAUAUUAUUAAAGGACAAUUUCGCCUCAUAUAAACCAUUUGUUGAACUGAUAUGUUGUUCUAUUGAAGCAAAUUUUGGAAGCGAUUUGGAGUUAAAACCGUUUAAAUAUGACAUCUCGAAACAUUUAAUUCUCAAAGAAUUUUAUUGA
Molecule: messenger RNA, 726 nt
Organism: Meloidogyne enterolobii
Lineage: Eukaryota; Metazoa; Nematoda; Chromadorea; Rhabditida; Meloidogynidae
Source: the annotation of a GenBank genome assembly